This is a messenger RNA of Mandrillus leucophaeus (drill), 2605 nucleotides long. RefSeq names its product kinase suppressor of ras 1 (gene KSR1). The transcript is spliced from 20 exons. Lineage: Eukaryota; Metazoa; Chordata; Mammalia; Primates; Cercopithecidae. Gene Ontology annotation, molecular function: ATP binding; protein kinase activity. The record is from RefSeq and is a predicted model, not a curated record. Bases 311 to 2605 code for a protein of 764 amino acids. Gene Ontology annotation, biological process: protein phosphorylation.
CAGCCGGGCGCUGCAGCAGUGCGGGCAGCUCCAGAAGCUCAUCGACAUCUCUAUCGGCAGCCUGCGCGGGCUGCGCACCAAGUGCGCUGUGUCCAACGACCUCACCCAGCAGGAGAUCCGGACCCUGGAGGCGAAGCUGGUCCGGUACAUUUGUAAGCAGAGGCAGUGCAAGCUGAGCGUGGCUCCUGGUGAGAGGACCCCGGAGCUCAACAGCUACCCCCGCUUCAGUGACUGGCUGUACACUUUCAACGUGAGGCCGGAGGUGGUGCAGGAGAUCCCCCACGACCUCACGCUGGAUGCCCUGCUGGAGAUGAACGAGGCCAAGGUGAAGGAGACGCUGCGGCGCUGCGGGGCCAGCGGGGAUGAGUGUGGUCGUCUGCAGUAUGCCCUCACCUGCCUGCGGAAGGUGACAGGCCUGGGAGGGGAACAUAAGGAGGACUCCAGUUGGAGUUCGUUGGAUGCACGGCGGGAAAGUGGCUCGGGGCCUUCCACGGACACUCUCUCACCAGCCAGCCUGCCCUGGCCCCUGGGGAGCUCCCAGAUGGGCAGAGCAGGCAACAGUGCCCAGGGCCCACGCUCCGUCUCCGUGUCAGCUCUGCCUGCCUCAGACUCCCCCACCCCCAGCUUCAGUGAGGGCCUCUCGGAUACCUGUAUUCCCCUGCAUGCCAGUGGCCGGCUGACCCCUCGUGCCCUGCACAGCUUCAUCACCCCACCCACCACACCCCAGCUGCGACGGCACACCAAGCUGAAGCCACCGCGGACGCCCCCCCCACCCAGCCGCAAGGUCUUCCAGCUGCUGCCCAGCUUCCCCACGCUCACCCGGAGUAAGUCCCACGAGUCUCAGCUGGGGAACCGCAUUGACGAGGUCUCCUCGAUGAGAUUUGAUCUCUCGCAUGGAUCCCCACAGAUGGUACGGAGGGAUAUCGGGCUGUCGGUUACACACAGGUUCUCCACCAAGUCCUGGCUGUCGCAGGUCUGCCACGUGUGCCAGAAGAGUAUGAUAUUUGGAGUGAAGUGCAAGCAUUGCAGGUUGAAGUGUCACAACAAAUGUACCAAAGAAGCCCCUGCCUGUAGAAUAUCCUUCCUGCCAUUAACUCGGCUUCGGAGGACAGAAUCUGUCCCCUCGGACAUCAACAACCCGGUGGACAGAGCAGCCGAACCCCAUUUUGGAACCCUUCCCAAAGCACUGACAAAGAAGGAGCACCCUCCAGCCAUGAAUCACCUGGACUCCAGCAGCAACCCUUCCUCCACCACCUCCUCCACACCCUCCUCGCCGGCGCCCUUCCCAACAUCAUCCAACCCAUCCAGCGCCACCACGCCCCCCAACCCCUCACCUGGCCAGCGGGACAGCAGGUUCAACUUCCCAGCUGCCUACUUCAUUCAUCAUAGACAGCAGUUUAUCUUUCCAGUGCCAUCUGCUGGCCACUGCUGGAAAUGCCUCCUUAUUGCAGAAAGUUUAAAGGAAAACACUUUCAAUUCAGUAAACAUUUCGGCGUUUGCACAGGCAGCCCCGCUCCCUGAAGCUGCCGACGGUACCCGGCUCGACAACCAGCCGAAAGCAGACGUGUUGGAGGCUCACGAAGCGGAGGCUGAGGAGCCAGAGGCUGGCAAGUCAGAGGCAGAAGACGACGAGGACGAGGUGGACGACUUGCCAAGCUCUCGCCGGCCCUGGCGGGGCCCCAUCUCUCGCAAGGCCAGCCAGACCAGCGUGUACCUGCAGGAGUGGGACAUCCCCUUCGAGCAGGUAGAGCUGGGUGAGCCCAUCGGGCAGGGCCGCUGGGGCCGGGUGCACCGCGGCCGCUGGCAUGGCGAGGUGGCCAUUCGCCUGCUGGAGAUGGACGGCCACAACCAGGACCACCUGAAGCUCUUCAAGAAAGAGGUGAUGAACUACCGGCAGACGCGGCACGAGAACGUGGUGCUCUUCAUGGGGGCCUGCAUGAACCCGCCCCACCUGGCCAUUAUCACCAGCUUCUGCAAGGGGCGGACAUUGCACUCGUUUGUGAGGGACCCCAAGACGUCUCUGGACAUCAACAAGACGAGGCAAAUCGCACAGGAGAUCAUCAAGGGCAUGGGAUAUCUUCAUGCCAAGGGCAUCGUACACAAAGAUCUCAAAUCUAAGAAUGUCUUCUAUGACAAUGGCAAGGUGGUCAUCACAGACUUCGGGCUGUUUGGGAUCUCGGGCGUGGUCCGAGAGGGACGGCGUGAGAACCAGCUAAAGCUGUCCCACGACUGGCUGUGCUAUCUGGCCCCUGAGAUCGUACGCGAGAUGACCCCUGGGAAGGACGAGGAUCAGCUGCCGUUCUCCAAAGCUGCUGAUGUCUAUGCGUUUGGAACUGUUUGGUAUGAGCUGCAAGCAAGAGACUGGCCCUUGAAGAACCAGGCUGCGGAGGCAUCCAUCUGGCAGAUUGGAAGCGGGGAAGGAAUGAAGCGUGUCCUGGCUUCUGUCAGCCUGGGGAAGGAAGUCAGUGAGAUCCUGUCGGCCUGCUGGGCUUUCAACCUGCAGGAGAGACCCAGCUUCAGCCUGCUGAUGGACAUGCUGGAGAAACUUCCCAAGCUGAACCGGCGGCUCUCGCACCCUGGACACUUCUGGAAGUCAGCUGAGUAA